Microcebus murinus (gray mouse lemur) is the source of this 1277-nucleotide messenger RNA. RefSeq names its product olfactory receptor 7D2. The record is from RefSeq and is a predicted model, not a curated record. Gene Ontology annotation, biological process: G protein-coupled receptor signaling pathway. Gene Ontology annotation, molecular function: G protein-coupled receptor activity; olfactory receptor activity. Gene Ontology annotation, cellular component: membrane. Lineage: Eukaryota; Metazoa; Chordata; Mammalia; Primates; Cheirogaleidae.
AUGGAAGCAGAAAACCAAACAGAAGUCAUAGAGUUCAUCCUCCUCGGGCUCUCCGAGGAUCUAGAGCUGCAGCCCGUCCUCUUCGGGCUGUUCCUGUCCAUGUACCUGGUCACGGUGCUCGGGAACCUGCUCAUCAUCCUGGCCGUCGGCUCCGACGCCCGCCUGCACACCCCCAUGUACUUCUUCCUCUCCAACCUGUCCUUUAUCGACGUCUGCUUCAGCACCAGCAUAAUCCCCAAGAUGCUGCUGGACAUCCAGACAGGGAGCAAAGCCAUCUCCUAUAGGGACUGCCUCGCUCAGGUGUAUUUUACCAUGUUUUUUCCCAUCCUGGACACCCUCCUCCUGACCGUGAUGGCCUAUGACCGGUUCGUGGCCAUCUGCCACCCCCUGCACUACACGGUCAUCAUGAACCCCCGCCUCUGUGCCCUGCUGGUUUUCCUCACCUGGUUCAUUGGCGUCACGACGUCCCUUCUCCAUAUUUCUCUGACGACGCGCCUGACCUUCUGCAAAGACCUUGACAUUCCACAUUUUUUCUGCGAACUGACGCAGAUCCUCAAGUUGGCCUGCUCGGACACCUUCCUGCACAGCGUGCUGAUAUAUUUCAUGACAGGUGCGCUGGGUGUGUUCCCCCUUCUUGGGAUCCUUGCGUCUUACUCAAGAAUUGCUUCGUCCAUAAGGAAGAUGUCCUCAUCCGGGGGGAAGCAAAAAGCCUUUUCCACCUGCGGGUCCCACCUGUCCGUCGUUUCUUUGUUUUAUGGGACGGGCGUCGGGGUCUAUUUCACUUCUGCGGUGACUCACUCCUCCCAGAAGAUCUCGGUGGCCUCGGUGAUGUACACGGUGGUCACCCCCAUGCUGAACCCCUUCAUCUACAGCCUGAGGAACAAGGACAUGAAGGGGGCCCUGGGAAGACUAGUCGGCAAAGCAGCCUCCUGUCUGUGAUAUGUCCAUGGACCCCACCACUGAGAAGAGUUUGGGGACACCAAAAUGGGGCACACACACAAACACCCCUUUUAUCUUACUCUUAACUCUCUCAGUCCCUCUUGUUCUUUCACCCAAUCCUGGAGGAUCUAUGACUUUGCUCUUUCCUAGUUUUUACACACUUUUUCAUAACAAAUCUUCCUGUAAUUUGUUUGAUGACAUAUGUGCCCUAUCUAUUGUCCAAAAAAAUUGUCUUCCGUCAUCUUUCUUGCUUCCACACGGGUGCGUCUUGAACUUGGGUUCAAUUGGAAGCAUUUACCGAUAGUUUUGUUAUCUCAAGUGAUGGCACAGACUUCUUA